AUGGCGUCUGCCCCUGAUACCACGUCCAUCCCGGGUUAUACCAUUUUCCGGGAGGGAGACUAUGAUAGCGUUGCUGCAACUGCUAUGCUCCCGCAGGGAACUCCCCACCCGCUAGACCAGCUUUCAAUCAAGGAAAUCCCCUUGGCUGCCAAGCUUAUCCGCGAAUAUGCCAGCCCCAAGACCAUCAAAUUCAACUGCCUCACAUUGCGCGAGCCCGCCAAGGCCGAAUACCAGGCCUUCCGCGCUGGAAAGAUCCCUGCCCCCGAUCGCCGCUGUUUUGCCAUUAUCAUUGAGCGCGAGACCAAGGCCGUCGCCGAGGUCGUCGUCAACCUGGUCACCGGCAAGGUCGAGCUAUGGAAGCAAACAAAGGAUGUCCAGCCUACUCUCACCCUCGAGGAUCUGGAUAUCAUGGAGCGCAUCUCCCGCAAGGAUUCCCGCGUGAUCCGCGCCUGUGCCGAGCUCGGCAUCACCGAUAUGUCCAAGGUCUUCAUUGACGCCUGGGCCAUCGGUAUCGAUGAGCGCUGGGGCCUCGAGCACCGUCUGCAACAAGGAUUGGCCUACUACCGCGCCGAGGAGUUCGACAACCAAUAUGCCCACCCAUUGGACUUCACAGUUGUGGCCGAUACCGAGAAGGAAGAGGUCCUCAGCGUUGACGUUCGUCUCGUGAACGGUGAGCGCACCGCCGUGCCUCUCAAGGAACACAACUACCUCCCCCAGUACAUUGGUGACAAGUACAACCACGACCGCCUCAAGCCCAUCGACAUCACCCAGCCCCAGGGCGUCUCCUUCAAGGUGCGCGGCAACGAGCUCUCUUGGGCCAACUUCAAGAUGCACAUCGGCUUCAACUACCGCGAAGGUAUCGUCAUCUCCGACGUGCGCACACACGACAUGUACGAGGACCGCGAGCGCACCCUCUUCAACCGCAUCAGUGUCGUCGAGAUGGUCGUGCCCUACGGCGCCCCCGAAGGACCCCACCACAAGAAGCACGCCUUCGAUGUCGGCGAGUACGGCACGGGUCUCAUGACCAACUCCCUCAAGCUGGGUUGCGAUUGCAAGGGCGCAAUCCACUACAUGGACGGAAUCAUGUCAACAGCCAACGGCGAAGCCGCCGUGAUCAAAAACGCCAUCUGCAUCCACGAGGAAGACAACGGCCUCCUAUACAAGCACACCGACUACCGCGACGGCACGGUGAUCUCAGCCCGCGACCGCAAGCUCAUCGUCUCCCAGAUCAUCACAGCCGCCAACUACGAAUACGGCUUCUACCACACCUUCACGCUAGACGGAACCUACAAGCUCGAGAUGAAGCUGACCGGCAUGCUAAACACCUACUGCCUGCACCCGACGGAGGAAGCAGCACCCUACGGCACACAGGUUGCCCCCCAGAUCACCGCGCACAACCACCAACACAUCUUCUCGCUGCGCAUUGACCCCGAGAUCGACGGACCCAACAACUCCGUCGUGCAAAACGACGCCGUCUCCUCCGAGGCCGCCGUCGGCUCGCCCGAAAACCCCUACGGAAACGCCUUCUACAGCAAGAAGACUCUGCUGCGCACAUCUCUCGAGGGCGCGGCCGAUUACUGCUACGAGACCAACCGCACAUGGGACAUCAUUAAUCCUAACCGCAUGAACGCCGUCGCCAAGAAGCCCGUCGGCUACAAGAUCGUCAACAACAACUGCCCGCCGCUGCUCGCUAAGCCCGGCAGCACAGUCUACAACCGUGCUGGAUUCGCCCGCAAGCCGCUCUGGGUCACCCCCUACAAGGAUUACGAGCUCUUCCCUGCUGGUGACUAUGUGUGCCAGUCGACCGGUGAGGAGGGACACCCGCACAACUCGACGAUCGUCGAUUGGGCCAAGCGGAACGAGAGUAUCGAGAAUACCGAUAUUGUUGUCUACCUCCAGUUUGGAUUGACUCAUUUCCCUCGCACUGAGGAUUUCCCUGUCAUGCCUGCUGAGCCGGUUAGCAUUAUGCUCCGUGCCUCUAAUUUCCACGAGAAGAAUCCCGGUCUUUGGGUUCCUCCUUCUGCUAUCUGUGUUGAUACCCAGUCCAAGGAGGCCUUUGCUUCGUCUUGUUGUGCCGCAAAUGCCCCUGCUAGCUCGUCAAGACUGUAA
Penicillium verhagenii is the source of this 2109-nucleotide messenger RNA. Its product is annotated as peroxisomal copper amine oxidase. Bases 1 to 2109 code for a protein of 702 amino acids. Gene Ontology annotation, biological process: amine metabolic process. Gene Ontology annotation, molecular function: copper ion binding; primary methylamine oxidase activity; quinone binding. Lineage: Eukaryota; Fungi; Ascomycota; Eurotiomycetes; Eurotiales; Aspergillaceae. The transcript is spliced from 2 exons. The record is from RefSeq and is a predicted model, not a curated record.